Messenger RNA from Spea bombifrons (plains spadefoot toad), 523 nucleotides. RefSeq names its product transmembrane protein 26-like. Lineage: Eukaryota; Metazoa; Chordata; Amphibia; Anura; Pelobatidae. The transcript has 5 exons. The coding region runs from base 59 to 523 and encodes 154 amino acids. The record is from RefSeq and is a predicted model, not a curated record.
UGAACAUUCCGCCUGACAAACCUAAGAGGGUUCACCCAAUUAAAAUCAUCCAAGACUAAUGGAGAAUUCUACAGCCACCUCAUCAGAUACACUCCAUAAAAUUGGGGUAACCAGGACUAAUACUGAAAGUUCCAUAUUAGCCCACAUUGAGACCUCUGGCAGGUCGAAGAAAGGUAAGAGAUUCCGAAGCAUCAAUGUAGCUAGAUGCAAGAGGAUCCUGUUGGCGUUCUUGAGUCGUUGUCUCUUCGCAUUUCAUAGUCUUCUGUCAGUAUGGAUACUGAUACACGUGAAGGAGUCCGAAUACUGGGCUCUGCUGAUUGGUGUCCUGGGCUUAUACCUUGAGAUGUUUGUGACAUUGGCUGUGACCAAGAAAGGAGAAUGGAAAUGGUUCUCUCCCACGGUAUUUAUCUAUCUCUGUAUGACCAUUCCCUGUAUUUUUUUGCUGGAACUUCAUGCACAGGAAGAAAGAAUCAUAAUACCCCUCAACGAAACUUCUUGCCAAGUAAGUGUCAUCAAGGCCUGA